AUGAUUAUCAAUCUUUAAGUGCCUGCUGAAGUAUACAAAAAAAGCAACCCGGAAGCGUUGAAAAAAUUUCAAGUGACUGGAACUGGUGAUAAUGCUAAUGAUGAUGAUGAUGAUGAUACGGAUGAAGAUGAUGAUGAUGAUGAUGAUGAUGAUGAUGAUGAUGAUGAUGAUGAUUCGGAUGACUCGGGUGACUUAGAUGAUAAUAAUGAUAGUUCAGGUGAUGAGGAUGUUAUUUUCGCAUAUGAUGAAGGUGAUGGUGGUGUUCAUUCGUUAUUUAGGUAUAGGCGACCUAUAGGUCAUACGUUCGAACCCAUCAGCAUCACCAUUCGUAGUUUAAUGCGGGUUGGUCUGUGA
Messenger RNA from Echinostoma caproni, 354 nucleotides. The record is from the annotation of a GenBank genome assembly. NCBI's taxonomy places the organism in Eukaryota, Metazoa, Platyhelminthes, Trematoda, Plagiorchiida, Echinostomatidae.